AUGAGGGCAUCCGGUGUCGGCGUCGUAGUACUGUCAUGUUCAGAUCCAAGAUUGAAUCCGUACCAGAUUUUGGGUAUUGAUCCUACCUUAAAAGCAACUAUGGUUCGAAAUGCUGGCGGCCGCGUUUUUGAUGCGAUCAGGACCUUGUCUGUUUCGCAGACCAUCGGCACCCCAGGCACGAUUGUGGUUAUGCAUCAUACUGAUUGCGGCAUGACGCAUUACCAUGACCCAGCUAUCAAGAAAGCCUUAAUCGAAAUCGCGCCUGAAGAGCAUGAGUCCAUCGAAGCUUCCCAGUUCGGAGAAAUCAUCACCUCUGUUAGAGCUGAUGUAGCGAUUCUGAAGGCGUCGCCGUUGAUUAAGAAGGAUACCCAGAUUGUUGGGCUGAAGUACGAAAUUAAUACAGGCGUGCUUAUGGUUGUUGAUGGGGAGAUUAAGAGUGAGCUGUAG
Molecule: messenger RNA, 447 nt
Organism: Lindgomyces ingoldianus
Lineage: Eukaryota; Fungi; Ascomycota; Dothideomycetes; Pleosporales; Lindgomycetaceae
Product: carbonic anhydrase
Exons: 4
Coding region: 1-447 (148 amino acids)
Molecular function (GO): carbonate dehydratase activity; zinc ion binding
Source: RefSeq, a predicted model, not a curated record